GCCUAUAAUAGAUGUUUGGGUGUGACGUGCGAUACUGAAGGCCGAUUAACAAAUCGGAUGGUUAAAUCUUUAAAUAAUAAUGCUGUAAUAUUUAUUUACGUUUGAUUUUGUAAUCCUUUCAGUAGCGCGUUUAGCGGAGAGUUGUUUUGUUUGUAUGAAUUGUCCGGAAGUGGCAAAAUGGUACCGCGCAAGUAUUAUCAGCAUGUGAAAAAAGACCCCGAUAAAAUCAAGUCGAUAUGGAAAGUUUUACACACAACAACUUUCUUGGUUAUCAUCCUCAACUCCCUCUUAUCAGCCUAUAUUUUCGGAGAAAUUUUGAAAAUGUUCAACUACAGAUGUAUUCUACACGGCCAACCCAUAUUCGAUGUCGUAGAAGCAAGAUACAUGAACGAAACACAAAACGAACUGAUAGACUUAAAACCUAUCAUGAAAAAUAACAACGAAUUAAAUGAAACAAAAGUAAAUAUAACAGAGAAUAUCAAAGAAAUGACAGUGAAAGAAGGAAACAAUGAAACUCGUUCAAAUAACGGACCGGAAUUGCUAUAUUUAUCUAUAUUCAACACUUCUGAUGAAUCGGUUAAUGUAACUAACGAUAUUACAGAAAAUCUGAAACAUUCGUAUCUUUUUAACGAAACAAUUUGGUACAAAAACGAUUCUUUGUAUGGCAAAGUAGAUGUUAGAAUAAGAGGAAGUGAUUACGGAUCUUCUACUUCUUGUGAUUUAAUACUGUUCGUGCCUUUAGUAUCUUUAAUAGCAGCCGCUGCUUUUGGGGCUCUUAUUGUACUAUUCGGAAGAGGUCAAGAAUCUGACAGGUCAUGGUUGAUGGUAUAUCCAGUACUGAUAGCAUCUGUUAUAAUGGUGAUUCUAUAUAUAAUUUCAACCAUUUCCAUGAAACAGGGUUUGGAAAAUUUUUGUUCCAAGUUUCAACAUUUUACUGGAUAUUUUACUUGUUCCGCUUAUAUGGGAUACUUUUCCUUUCAUAACCAAGAGAGUAUUCGAGAUUUCUGGUCGAAUUACACGAUAUGUUACUAUUCCUACAUAACAUCAAUAUUUUUAUGGUCAACUCAAUUGGCUGUAACAAUUUUAAGAUUAGCUACUAUGGCCGAUUUUCAAUUUGUUACGGUAUCAGUUAACACAACAGAUAUUAAUACUAACGAAGUACGUAGAGAAAAAAUUCAAAAAGCGCUUAAAAGUUCAGGAUUAAGACCGGCUGCUGAUCUGUUUCCUAGCGAAGAAGACAUGUUUGUUAGUGAAGAAAAUGUCGCAUAUACCCAUGUUUGAUCUAAGCUGAUUACACAAGUGAAGCUUUAAAAAUAUUGGAACUGGAAAUACGGAAAAAAUUUCCAUAUAAUUCUAUGCAAGUUUCAAAGUUCCAUCUUUAAACUACGUAAUCUGAUCAAAUUUGACCCGGACUAGGGCAUUUGAAUUGAACGCGUAAAUCGAAUCGGUUACCUCUUUUCCCCAGGGCCGAGCUGUUACUGCAUGGCACCCGGGCGGCACUAACACAGGGGGCGGCAAAAGGCAAAAUGUCUCCCCCCAGAACCCCAUCAUGCAAAAAAUAUUUAGUUGCAAAGCGCAAUGUGCAACAAUACCAAAAUAGUACGUUGAGUGUUCGGGCGAAUCGAGAGGCGUAAAAAAGAUAAUAAAUAAGUAAUAAUAAAGAAUAAGCCGCUUGCCGCAAAAACGACAGAAUAUAUUAAUAGGUACUUUUCUAUACGACUAGACUAGAAAUUCACCUCAUAUCUCGCCUCAAUAAUCAAAUAUCGACUAGGUACGCUAAUAGGGCGGCAUAUUUUGUUCUUGCACCCGGGCGGCCGAUACCCUAGGCUCGGCCCUGUUUUUCCAUAAGUUGGUACAAUCAUUUUUGAUGUUUGUGUGAAGUUUGAAGUGCAUAUCUCAGUUAGUGUGUCUUUGUCAUCUGUUUGUUUACACUACGACAAUGGAAAAAAAGUUGAGCGAAGAGUUUGCUUGAAAAUUUAUGUUUUCAAUAGAACGGCUUCAGGAUCAUUGAAAAUGUUUUGGGAAGCCUACAAUAUCGCGAAUGCAAGCACAACGAAAGUCGUUGUGUCGUUGAAAACUGCCUCAUACGUGUGGCCAUCUAUUAACGUAGAUAAAAUUAAGAAACAUCUGUAGGUUGUAUUGUUGAAGAAAGACGUACCUUGGUAGCUGGUUCCACAGGCUUGCACUUCUCCAAAGAAAGGAAUCCCGAUAAAUUAUAGUUUAUUUCAGAAAGGUUAGAGUAAUAAAAUCUCAUUAGGUAUUCAAAGGGACCACAGAGUGACCCAACGAAUAUUUAAGCCACUUUCAUAGUUUGGCAUUGAUUUCAUUUUAAAUUUUUUUUUAUCAAGUGCAGGUAGUACCACCCGUGUUGGGGUCAAUAUAUGGGUUUAGCCUAUUGUUAUCCUUUCACAAACACUGAAAAUAAUGUGCCAAAGGUAGGAUACUCGUAAAAGUAAAGAAUUUUAUUUUAACAAAAUAUAAAUUAGGUAUUGUGUACAUAGUAUUAGUUACACUUAUUUCUUAUUGAACAUUAUACAGAAAUUAAAUUAUAAAAAAUCAUAAUAUUCUUCGUCAUCUGAGGAACUGUCAUCUCCUCUUGACGUUAUAAUUAACGGGUCCACGGUCCGAUCGAUCAAGUAGUCAAGUUCCCACAUUUUCUCCUCUUCUUUAUUGACUUGCUGGACUACCAAUUCUCUGAUGUCACCUCCUUAAUGGCUUAACGUCUUUCAUUUUGAAUGUCGUGUUGUGUCUUGCUACAAAUCCUUUCACUUGCGCCCAUUAAGUUUUAUAGGAUUCAGUUUGAAACGAUAUGGCGGUGUGCGCAGCACAGUUACAGUUUUUCUGCUAUAUCUUCCACGGCAUGUUUCAUAAAACGAUGUUCAAAUUCAAUUCUUUUGGUGAUUAACCAGUCAAUAAUUUCUUGUUUUCUCCAAGAUGAAGUUGAAGCCUUCCCUAUGCGUCGAGAAUGAUAACUUGGGUUAUCCAUAAUUACUACUGAAUCAGCCGGAAGAUAUUUUAUCAUUUCACCAAAAUAGUCUUCAAAAACAUCCGAAUCCAUGUCCUCGUGGUAAUAUCCCGUAUGGCACGACUAAAAGGUUAGCAAACCUUCUUUUCAAAAUCUCUCUUCGCUUCCAAUAUGGACGAUUAUUAGUCUUUUCCCUUUACCUGAAGGCACCUUAAUGCCCGUUGACAGGCCUUCCAUGAAAGCUUGGUAAGCUCUGGUUAUAUUUUUGUCUUGCCACAUUUUUGGUACUGUAUAACCUUCAUUAAUCCACGUCUCAUCAAGAUAAAAGCUUUCACUUUCGAGUAAAAGUGCUUUACGGCUAUGCUUUUCCCGGGCAAAAUCCAUAUUUAUAAAAGUGGUCCAUAAAAGCUUUUUAGUUAUCAACGGAAUACUGUCAUCCUGGCCAAGCUCCAUUAAAAUCUUAUCUAGGGUGGGUAUUUCUUUUUUAAAAUCAAAAAAUAGUGAACUUUUCUUUGAAUUACACUUUUGGUGUCUUCAUCAAGGACUUUUACUGGUGUGUCUGGACUUUUCUUGGGAGGUUCCACUUGGCCUGCUAUCUUUCUUCCUCCCCCCCAAAUAAUUUACAAACGAUGGACUUUCCAACUCCAGUCAUUCGGGAACAUCGGUCGACAGUUUUUCAUUUACUGAUAGUGGAGAAUUAUUGGAACAUCUUUUCGUUGGUGUAAGUGUCGCCAUUUUAUUAUUAAUCUCAUAAUACUGUGAACACUAUUUACGGCUUUACAGUAAAUACUGAUGCGUUAACCUAAACUUAUAAAGGUCUAAAAAUUUUGAGUAAAGCACCAUUGCCCUUACGGCGCAUGGUUAAGCCGAAUCUGAAAUAGGGUUGGAAUUAGGCAGAGGCACUAACAGAAGGUUAAACGGUACCUAUUAAACGCAAAACGUAACUGUAUAAUCUAUUACCUAAGUAAUCCUUACAAAAUAUUUCAAGACCUACACCCAUGGCCGACACCGAAAUUGAGCCGAGCUGGACGGAAUUCCUCAUUUUAUUGCUCUAUACCUUUCUGAAACAGACUAUAACCCCAUUCAAGAAUGUUUUCAAGGUCGGUAAUGAGGGUAGGGAUCUAUUGCUGUCUACGGAUUUCGGUUUUAUUUAGCCGAGUUUAUUAGGGCGGCUGAUUUGAACGACGACACCAGUGAGCUAUCAUCGGCGAAGCUGUUUUUUCGAGAAGAUCGUUGGUGUACAGGAGAACGAGAAUACCGUACGAUCUUAUUUUAUUUAAAGGUUUGGCAUUCCAAUCACUGUCAAAAGCCUUCGAUGUGUCCAGAGUGAUUGCUUUGAAUUCCACAUAUUGCUCUACAGCUUCAGCCCAAACGCUGGUGACAUAAGCCAGGAGAUCCUCGGUUGAUUUAUGUAUACGAAAGCCGUAUUGAUGGUCGUUGAUGAUGUUAGCAAACUGAAGAUAUCUAAAUAUUUGCUAAUUAACGACUUUCUCCAUAACCUUGACUAUGGCUUGAAAUAAAGCAAUCUAGCGAUGUUCAUCCUUUUCUUCUAUCACCGUGUUGUGGUUCGUCAUAAAAUCGUUCCAGAGGAUAAAAGUGUCAAUAAAUAGUACUACCUGUCCGUAUUGACGCGUCUACGUGAAGCAGUUCAUCGUAAGCGACCCGAUUUGUGAGCAGAUAUAGCAUUAAAACACAUAAAAAUGUUGUUUUCUUUAGUGGCUAGUCCAGGUUAAAUUUGAUCACAUGAAGAGACAAAUAUUUUCAUAUAUUGGAAACACACUUGUAAAUGUUAAUUUUCGUUUUUGUGCAGUUUUUGUAUAAGUAGUUUCCGUUGUUUCCAGAAAAAGUAGUUUAAAAUUAUAAGAUUUCGGAAUAUGGGUGGCUAAUCUAUCGAUGGACUAUCAGCCUGAUUCAUAUUCGCUCACUUCACAGCUGUGGAUUAAUGACUUAAACAUUAAUCUAACUAGAAAAUUAGAUUUGAAAAGUAAUUCGUGAAUAGCAUACCACAAAUCUCUAAUAUAAGUGGACCAAUAAUUAGUUCUAUUAGUAUCCCACAGGAGACAUUGAUUUUUAUGUAAAUACUAAAUUGCCCAAAAAAUAAGGUUCCCAACGUAUUUACAUAAUGGAAAACACGUUUAUAUAGACAUCUUUCGAAAGCUUAGGCUUUCCUCUAUUUUUUGACAUAUUCGACGUUCAGAUCAAUGCAUUUUGCAUACCUGAGUCUUAGAAGUUUGCAAUUGCGCCGUAAAGAUAGCUUAAAACCUCUUCUUUCAGCUCGGUGGUGAAAUGAAUCUCUCGUAAAAGUUUGUUUAAUUCAGGGAAGAGAUAGUAAUCACUGGGGACCAAGUCCGGGCUGUAAGUGACAGUAUCUCAUUCAAAUCUGUACAUCCGUCUUUAAAUUCUCUGUACCAUUUGCGCACAUGUUGCACUCAUAUACUUUUCCCCAUACACCUCAUACAAUUGAGAAAUGAAUAUUCACCGGAGGAACAUUUUUCAGAUCGCUAUACAUGAAUAUCGCGACAGCAAUCACUUGCAUAGUAUCUGCAGGUGCCAGGGGUGGAUGGUUUAUAUGCCGACUUUGCCAAAUAUAUACAUCCCGGGGAUGUUCGAGGUCGAUGAACACGAAUAUCACCACAGAAAGAAUAUACCAGCUUCUUAGUAUAGCAUAGCAAGUAUGCCUCUAGGUAACUGGCUCUUUUUUUUAAAUACCCUCGCAGGUUAUCGUCGUCGUGUUCAGCGAUCUCGAAAAUGUCAGGUUAUAUAUUUAAUUACGUAGAUAUAUAAGAUACUUUCAGAACAUCUCAAGAACUUAUGGUGAUGUAGAAAAUUUAAAAUUAUGAUCCAAAAUCAAAAUCGAAAUGGCGAAAGAAUAUAACAUCAAACAUAUAGAAAAAUACUCAUACUCAAUACUCGCCAGGAACAAGACACCAACAGCAUCUGUAUUAGGUUAAUACAUAAGCUUUUAACACGUUCACGGACAGUAGACGCCAUACGGCGUUUGAUCGAGUUCUGUAAACUGGAACUGGAACAGUACGCCUUAUGGCGUCAAAAUUUCUAUCAAGACUAAAUUUUCAUAUAGUUUAAGCCGAAGCUACUGCCACAAAAGGAACAAAUCAAUAAAAUCUAGUGUCCCGUUUAUAGAUUGUACCCCCUCCAAUGUGCGAAUCCCACGUGUUUUCGGUAGACAGGUAUUUUCCCGCGCACUGUCGCCAUCCGGCGUUCAGUUCACAACAGAACUUCUUAUACUAAACAGUUACUGUCGUGUUCCGAAUAGGUGGUUUUU
This is a messenger RNA of Diorhabda sublineata, 6248 nucleotides long. RefSeq lists its product as uncharacterized. The record is from RefSeq and is a predicted model, not a curated record. NCBI's taxonomy places the organism in Eukaryota, Metazoa, Arthropoda, Insecta, Coleoptera, Chrysomelidae. The transcript has 5 exons. The coding region runs from base 178 to 1281 and encodes 367 amino acids.